Coccinella septempunctata (seven-spotted ladybird) is the source of this 649-nucleotide messenger RNA. RefSeq lists its product as uncharacterized. NCBI's taxonomy places the organism in Eukaryota, Metazoa, Arthropoda, Insecta, Coleoptera, Coccinellidae. The record is from RefSeq and is a predicted model, not a curated record. The coding region runs from base 1 to 369 and encodes 122 amino acids. The transcript has 3 exons.
AUGUCCGAUUCAGAGAACGACGUUCCCAGCGACAUUGAGGAAGCGGCUCAAUCUGAGUUAUCUACAAUAAUUCCUAAGAAGUCGAGGAGCAAGAAUGAUUUGGCCUAUGCUAAAUUUGGUCUAUGGUUCGCUUUGGGAUCUUGGACUAAUAAGAAGUAUACAAAUUUACUGGAUUUCUUGAAAGGUCAUUCUGAAGGUUACCAGCCUAAAAAGACGAAAGUUUUCAGUAAAGAAAACAUUGCAAAUUUUCUGAAAAAAGGUUGCGAUGAGCAACGUUUGAUGCACAAGGAGGAAUUUGCUGAAGUAACCAUUCCUAACACAAAGACGAAUGUAUGUCGAGAAUUUGCUAUAGACCGCUGGAGCUUUUGAUGGUAUAAAUUGCAUCGAAAUUGUAAAGAAAUACUUUUUGCUAAGGCCAUCAAAUGAAGCAUGACAGAUUUUUUGUCAAAUAUUCAAAUGGAAGAUGUGGGGUUCAACCUGUAGGUAUCAACACAUUUGGAAAUUUGCCGAAAAUGAUCGCUCAGUUUUCAAAGUUGCCAAAUCCUUGUUUGUAUACUGGUCACUGUUUUCGGCGGUCAUUGACUACUCUCCUUGCGGACUAGAGCUGAUUUGGUGAGAAUCAAACAGCAUGAAGGAUGGAAGUCUAAUA